AACGAGAGAGUUCAUAUAACAACCGAGCAGAGCAGAAGACAGCACAGCACAGCGUAGCACAGCAUCGCCGCCAUCGCCAUCAUCCAUUGCACACAAAUUUCGGGAAACAACGAGCACCGCAGAGCAGCCACAUCCACAUCCACAAACGCAAACCAACGACAAAGGCACCAACAAGGAAACAAAACAGAACGGCGGGUGACCAACAAAGACAGCGGCACGACGAAGAAUCAGACUGCGCAUUCCGGUGGAGAGACUACCAACAAACACAGCCUAGCGACAAGCACCACACCACACCACGCCAAGCAGCACGCCAAGCAGCACGCUACACUACACUACACUACACCACAGCGCAAAAUGUCCGACGAGAUGUUCACGACGCCCUCGGGCCGGCUCGAGGAGGGGGGGUUGGGCCCCUCCGACGCGGGCGGCUUUGCCACCCCCGAGGGCAGCCUGGGCGGCGCCGCCCCCAACACACCCUACCUCAGCGAGCCGCCGGCCUCGGGUGGCCUGCGGCAGGGGGAAGGCAGCGCGAGCUUUGGAAGCUCGUGGACCGAGGGCCAAGGUGGGAGCACCAGGGUCGUCCUGCUGGUGCUGGGGGCCUUUGUGGCCGUGGUGGUUGCGGUGGCGGCCGCGGUCCGGAUCUGGAAGCGCCGGAAGCGGCGCAGGGCCAUGGAAAAGAACCGGGCCCUGGCCCUCUCGAACAACCUCCGCUUCUACGCGAAUUCCGAGUGCAGCAGCCAGGGCAGCAUUAGCAUGGGCCUCCCGCUGGCGCGCAAGAAGGGACGGAAGCAAAAGCACUCCCACCGAAGAAAGGGAAGCAAGGCGGCCGCCUACCGCUUCGGGACCGGCCCGACCUACUCGGUGGGCUCCUCGUCCGGGGACGACGGCUGGCACGACGAACGAGACGACGACGACGACGACGACUCUGCCGACGUCGAACGGGGCAGCCGCCACCGCGACUGGCUCGGGGGCGUCGGCUACGACCCGAACCGCGAGGCGGAGGGGAUCGACUUCGACUCGGAUCCGUCCACCCAACACCCCGACGACUCGGACGCCAUUCUCAACAACAGCAGCAGCGACGGCGGCGGCAGCAGCAGCGACGACGGGAGCGCGGUCCUCCAGCACCGGAACCCGGUUCGAACCAAGCCCCCCACCGAUCUGCUCUCGGACCUUCCGGUCCCUUCGGCCGUGGAGGUCGGCCCGGACCCCCUUGCGGCCGGGAGCGAGACCGAAAAGUCCACCGCCUCGACGGCCCGGACCCACAGCAGCAAGUCGCGGUCCAGGGCCAAGGCCAGGCCGUCCUCAUCCUCGUCGACCUCCAAAUCCGACCUCCAGAAGGAGCAGGAAGCCCUCAACGCCAUGCUCUACGAGCUCAGCGACGAGCUGGUCCGCCAGCAGCGCGAGCUCGAGGAGGCCGCCAAGGCCAUGUCCAAGAAAAUGACCCGCCGGAAGCACAAGGAAUGCUACAACCACCACAAGAAGAUCAACGACGAGAUCGCCAGGCUGGAAAACGAGCGCAGAGACAAGAAGGAACGCCUCAGGGCCGUCCAGAAGCAGAUCAAGUCCCAGCGGAGGGAGCGCCGCAAGAAGCUCUUCUCGGAAGACUACGGCCAAUAGGGGUGGCACCGUAGCACGACCACGAUGCACACACAAUGCAUGCGAUCCACACGACACACAAACCAACACACACACACAUGCACACGAAUACACGAUAUAGCAUUAG
Molecule: messenger RNA, 1723 nt
Organism: Pseudo-nitzschia multistriata
Lineage: Eukaryota; Bacillariophyta; Bacillariophyceae; Bacillariales; Bacillariaceae
Source: the annotation of a GenBank genome assembly